This is a messenger RNA of Gorilla gorilla gorilla (western lowland gorilla), 3237 nucleotides long. RefSeq names its product small integral membrane protein 35 (gene SMIM35). NCBI's taxonomy places the organism in Eukaryota, Metazoa, Chordata, Mammalia, Primates, Hominidae. The record is from RefSeq and is a predicted model, not a curated record. The coding region runs from base 207 to 464 and encodes 85 amino acids. The transcript is spliced from 5 exons.
AGAGGUGCUUGCGGUCAGCUUGCAGAGUGGGGCCCGGCCACAGUGCUCCUCUGAGGGAGCCUCACUCUGCUCUCUGACCCCAGAACCUGCAUCCCUCCCCAAAACCAACGGCAAGCAGCUGUGUCCUCUCCACUUGCAGCUGGAAUAGGCAGUUUGAUGCCUUUGCUGCGCUGGCAACAGGGCUCUCUCUCUUGGAUGUCUCAGCCAUGACAGGUGAGGACUCCAUCAGCACCUUGGGCCUGAUCCUUGGCGUGGGGCUCUUGCUGCUGCUCGUGUCCAUCCUCGGCUACAGCCUGGCCAAGUGGUACCAGCGCGGGUACUGCUGGGAGGGGCCUAAUUUUGUCUUCAACUUAUAUCAAAUCCGGAACCUGAAGGAUCUGGAGAUGGGUCCACCCUUCACCAUCAGUGGUCACAUCAGCAGCACAGAUGGUGGCUACAUGAAGUUCUCCAAUGGGCUAGUCUGAUGCAGAGACAGCAACUUGUGAAGCCCUGGGGAGAUGAGAAGACUGAGGCCCAGAACUGACAUGAUAGUUUCAUGUGGAGAGAACAGAAAGUGGCUGAGCAUUCUUUCUACUCCCUGGGGCUGUUGCCUCUUCCUGUUUGCCUUUGGAGCAUUUCCAGACCAACAAGCUUGCUGCAGCAGUCCAUCCGACCAUUCGCAUAUUAUAGCAUACCAUGUGCGGGGUGUCCCUGGAGCUGUCAGUGCUGCAGAAGCAGUUGGAAGUGGAGUCAGUGAGUCUUUCAAUUCUUUCAAAAUGUUGAUUGUGAAAGAUGGGAGAGAAGGUGGUGCUGGCCAGUAAGUUUUCAGAACCUUUGGCUGUCUUCCCCAAGGAGGCCUCCCAGAAAGCGCCAGCUGGGCCAAAUGCCCGCUCUCCACACGCCGUCGACCCCUGUGCACAUCCCCAUGACAGCCCGUACAGUCAGUGCCUCCCGUCCUCCUGGCCUGACAAAGUCUCGUCUGCAGUGCCCACUGCCUGCCAUCUGCUUACUGCCCAGCUCCUCCAGUUCUGGGGGAGCCCAUGCAGCUCUGUGCACUGCAUCAGGAGGACUGCGGUAUAGAGAUUAGACUGAGGGAGCAGGAGUGGAUGCAGAGGAGCAGGACAGAGCCUCAUGGUGGUCCAGGGGAGAGGUGAAGACGAAUUUGACCAGAUGACAGUGGGAGGUGGUGACAAGUGAUUGGAUUCACCAUCUAUCUGGAAGGUAGAGCUGAUAGGACUUACUAAGGAGUUUGAUGGGGCAGAAAGGGCUGACUCCUGGAUUUUUGGCCUGAACUAGGGGAAAGAUGGUGCCAUUUAUCAGGUGGGGAAGACUAGGGGAGGAAGGAGUGUCGGGGGAAUCAUGAGCUCUGUUGUAGACACUAUAAUUUUGAGAUGUAUGCUAGACGGAGCUGCUGAUGAGGCAGCUGGAUAGAGUUCUGGAGAGAAACCCUGUUUGGGCAUUUGGAAGCCACCAGCAUCCAGAUAACACUUAAAGGUGUGGACUGGGUGAUAACAAGUAGGGGGCAGUGAGGAGAAAAAGGACUGAUUUUAAUAGAACAAGCAGCGAAUCAACAGGUUGUUCCUUAAAGAGGUGACUCAGUGUGUGCUGGAAUCACCUGCAAUGUGGUCACUAUAAGUUGUUUCCCUAGCAGGUCCUUGGGAACCGGUUUUCAGAAAUUCUGGGCCUUGGGGAGCAGCUUAGGAAGACAAAUACUCCCAUGUAAUUCUGAUAGAGGCAAUCUUCUGAGAAACUCUGCCUUAGGGGACAGGUAGAGGGGAUGUGGGGAGGUGGAGGGCAAGGGUCACUUCCAGGGCUGGGGUGACCAGAUAGUAGGAUUCUGAAGAAAGUUCCUGUUCUCUCCAGGGUCACUGUGAGGUCUUAAUCUCCACCAUGCCCUUCUGCCCCAUGUGGGUAGAGGUAGACAGGUGUGGCACCCUACACCCAGGCCUUUGCAGAUCAUGUACUAGUCUGUACCCCUCCCUGAGCCUCUCAGCUCUACAGAUUAGACAACUUACUAAAGGGAGCCCUCAGCUGCACCCUUGAUGGGCUUUGAUUGACCAAGGAGCCCCAGUGAGGCUCCUGGCUGGGCUCUGCAAGACAGAUACUAAACACAGCCGUGGCUCCUGUGACUUGACGAGUUGAAGGGAUGGCAGCCUGCUUUUCCUCAAGGCAGGAAGUCAUCGCGUGAAUAUUCUAACUGCGUAUUGGCUGCAGGGGUUUGGGGAUCUUCUCCAAGCCGGCGUCCUUACCUUCACACUAAGGGCUAUGAGCUCAUUCACUCUCACAUGGGAAUCCCUAGCCCUGAGCCUCACAGAUCCAGGCCAGCCUUGCCAAUUGCUGAAAGACCUUUUCUUGGAUGACUUGUCAUUAUUAAGCCAGAACUCAUCAUCUCCCCUCUCCCUCCACACCUGUGUCUCCCUUCCAUGUCCAUAUUUCGCUUUUCUCAUCAUCGGGUUCAGGUGUGACUAGCACUUCUGAGACCUCCUUCUUUCACUCCAGCCUGUUGUCCCAUCUUGAUAAUUCUUCCUUUAAAAUGUCUUUGAGUCUGUCCCUUUCUCUCUGUUCCCACUGCCCCUGCUCAAUACUGUCAUUUGAUUAGACUAUUGUAUAAGCCUCUCUUAUGAACUGAAUAUUUUUGUCUUCCCCAAAUUCAUGUUGAAGCUCUCACUCCCAAUGUGACGGUAUUUGGAGGUAAAGCCUCUGGGAGGUAAUUGGUUUAGAUGAGGUCAUGAGGAUGGGGCCUCCAAGACGGGAUUAGUGCCCUUGUAAGAAAGUGGAAGAGAGACCAGAGCUCUUUAUCUCCACCGUGUAAGGCCACAGCAAGAAGGAGGCCGUCUCUAAGCCAGGAAGAGAGCCCUCCCAGGGAACUCACUCAGCUGGCACCUUGAUCCUGCACUUCCCCACCUCCAGAACUGUGAGAGAUAAAUGUCUGUUGUUUAAGCCACCCAGUCCAUGGUGCUUUGUUAUAGUAGCCCAGCUUAAGACAGCCUCAUACCCUGUUUCUCUGCCUCGUGCCUCAUCCUUCAUGUGGAAUACUAGUUUCUUUCACAUCACUUAUCACUGAUUGUAGUAAUACAUUUGUUGUGUUUCUUUGCUUGGUGUUUAUCUUCAUAACCAGAUGACAGGCUCCAUGAAGCCAUGCUUGUUUGGUUCACCACUCUGUACCCAGGGCUGCACACCAUGUCCAACACAUAACAAGUGCUUCAUAAUGUUUUUGACAAAAUGAAAUGCUGACUACAAUAAAAGUCUCCAGCCAGG